Molecule: messenger RNA, 2212 nt
Organism: Liolophura sinensis
Lineage: Eukaryota; Metazoa; Mollusca; Polyplacophora; Chitonida; Chitonidae
Exons: 3
Coding region: 53-1042 (329 amino acids)
Source: RefSeq, a predicted model, not a curated record
UAAAGGUGAACUGUGCCCCUUGUCUUGGCUGUUCAAUGGUGUUUUGUAAAACAUGGGUGUGACACUGGAGAGAGUACAGAACAAGUUUGCCUGCAUUAUUGGAGAACUCUGCAGUGAGCCAGUCAUCUUGUCCAAAUUUGCAAUAUGGCUGGACCUGAGACUGGCAGAGUACAAGGCCAAGGGAGCCAUAUCCUUAGAUUGCUCAGGGGAGAACCCCGACCCAGUUUGGUUGAAAGGUCAUGAAAAAGAUGUCCCUGUGUGCGAGAGUUCACAGGAUUAUCACUACAACCCUUCCCCGCCCCAAUCCCACACCGAACCCAGUGUACACAGAUCUCGUCAACGCUUCACAUCUAGUCUCACGGAAUCACCAGAGGAUUCAUCAUUCCCAGCAAAAACUGUGUGCAAAAAAGAGAAUGACAGUGACAUUGAGUGCGUCUUCCCAGUCAGCUUGCACCGUAGUCAGGAUCACAAGCGCUCAAUCACUGAAACGCAUCCCAACUCCUCACCGUCCAAAUUUCGACGUUUUGUGGAAGAUAUCACAGAAAAUACAGUAGACCCAGCACUGCCUUCUUCUUCAUUUAAUACCACAGAUACUCAUGCUGAUUUUGACCAGUCAAAUGGCCCUGACGAGGGCUUUUUGUCCUCUGUAUUCUCAUCAAACCAAAGCAGUAUGUUGUUACAGUCAGGGGCAGAUAACUCAUUAACAUUUUCACCUCAGGCGGGAGAUAACUCCUUGCAGCAGACUUUAGCUCUCCAGUCUAAGACAGAAGACUUUUCACUGAGCCAUGACACAGGCGGUCGAAGUAACCAACUCAAAUGCAGUGUUUGCCAUCGGGUGUUCUCAAGUCGCAGUACUUUGAGGCGUCACCGAACUCUGCACGAUCCGAGCUCUAGACGUCACACGUGCAAGCUGUGCCCGGCCAGAUUCCGACGCCUGGAGCAUCUGAGAAACCAUCAGAGGCGAAUACAUCCGGUCUACUGGGGACAGGUUGUCAGUAACGCCUUAGCCCGUGUUCCGGGCGAAACCGCGGACGCUCAGUGAAACAGUACUGUAAGAGCACAAGAAAAGCCUUAACAGAUCGUUUGUACAUACAUGUACGGUCGUUGAUAAACUACGAUUAAAAGAGUUCUGAAGCCUUAACAGAUCGACUGCAUAAGUACCAGAUCAAAACAUGGAUGUACACUGAAGACAACGGUUGCGAGAAAACAAUCGGCCUCAACACAUUUUCCGUAAUUGACGAAAACGUUGGUGCUUAUUAAGAAAUAUGAGUAAUAGAAAGCAUUGAGACACUGUCUGUACCAGAGGAAAAAGUGGACGCUCAUUAAAAAUUAUGAGUACAAGAAAAGCCUUAAUAAAUUGUCUGUAAAAGUCCCAGAUUACAACGUGGGCAGUCAUUGAAAACUACAUGAUUACCAGAAGUCUUAACACAUUUUUUCUCUACCUUACGAAAACGUUAGUUUGAACUACUUAUCUUGAGUCCAAGAAAAGUGUCAAUACGUCUUCCACUGACGAGAGCAUUGACGCUUAUCGAAAACUAAGCCUGCAAGAAACCUCGUGAUUUUGAGAGGAAAAAGUUGACAGCAUGAUAACUUGGUGACAGGUUUCAUGAAAAUCGAGGUUAGUCCAAAUUUUUCUCAAUUAUAAAGAAAAUGAAACUCAUUCCAGGCAAGCAAUAACAACAUAAGUUCCAGAAGAAAAAGACGGAGAGUGUGUGAUUUUGUAAAUGUGGAUCGGGGACAACUGUGUGCUUAGCUGUGCGGUGUGUUCAGCCUGAUAAGACUAGAUCUAUGUAAAGACUAGAUCUAUGUAAAGACUCAUACGAAGUGUUCACAAGACAUUUAGCGAUGCCAGACAGAACAGGAAUGGUGACGCGGACGACGUGGGGAACCAUGUCCAAUGCUACCCUAUUCAACCUGUUCUCCAGUUUAAAAGAGUUGCGCAUAACAGUUUUGGUCUAAGGUGAACACAGUCAUAAUAUGAUCAUAAUCAUAAAACCUAGUCAUAAUAUUAUAAGUGACUGUGGAAGAGUAUGUGCACAGUAGUAUUGAUGUACCAUAAUGCAACGUUUCUGCAUAGUCUGUUUAUUAAAUUUGAAAUAUUUAUUUAAGAUUCUCAGUUUAUGCCUUCUACAUUUGUGUUGAAUUUUAUGUUCGAAAUUUGUCUAUUGUUGAGGUGUAAUGUUGUAUUGUUGUGUUAAGAAUAUAAAUAUAA